Messenger RNA from Candidula unifasciata, 1290 nucleotides. NCBI's taxonomy places the organism in Eukaryota, Metazoa, Mollusca, Gastropoda, Stylommatophora, Geomitridae. The record is from the annotation of a GenBank genome assembly.
AUGUUGUUACGUACACAAAUGGCGGGCCUGGAGUUCUACGACGCGGUCCUUAAUAACGAUUUGCAGCAACUGAAACGUCUUGUAGCACAGCACAAACUUGAUCUCAAUGGGAAAUUCAUAGAGGUAAGGCGCAAGAACGAUGCUGGUUUGUGCCCUAUACAUCUGGCCUCGUACAGAGGCCACACCUACAUGCUACAGUACUUAAUUGAAGCAAAGUGCGAUGUCAACCACACAACGGGGACCCUUCGAAGAACAGCCUUGCAUUUCGCCGUUCAGAGUCACAAAAUGGCAUGUAUGCUGCUUCUAAUAGCAGCAGGGGCCAAACUGGACGCCAAAGACACAUUUGGAAAUUCGCCUUGUCAUUACGCUGCAGACGACGGUUACUGUCAAAUCCUUGAUGUCUUGAUUCGUCGAGGCGUUAAUGUAAAUAGCCAAGAUAUUACAUCCAAAACACCUCUAAUGAAAGCCGUGAGAAACAAUAAAACGGACGCUGUUCUACGUUUGCUAAGAGCCAGUGCAGAUCUGAACAUUACUGACAGAAACUGUGACAUGGCUCUGCAUUAUGCAGCAAGGAACGGCUGUGUUGAUAUUAUAGAUAUUUUACUAUCAGCUGGCAGUCUUAUUAAUGUUCAGAACUACUGGGGCAGAAGCCCACUGAUGGAAGCAGUAUGUUACAACCACAAAGAGGUUGUUCAGUUGCUGCUGAGUGCUAGUUGUGACGUGAACCGAAGGGAGUUUAAAACAGGCGACACGGCAUUGCACAUUGCAAUUAAAAGAAACUACACACGUGUUGUGGAGCUGCUCCUUGCAGCUGGCAGUCGCCAUGAUGUGUACAACCAUCAGGGAGAGACAGCAAUCCACGAUGCUGUGGCUGGCAACAAAAUGGAUGUAGCCUGGCUUCUCCUAAUCUAUAAUAUCGACCUUGAUGCCCCUGUCAAGUACUUCCCUAACGGAAUCUACAAAUCUGUGUUCAAACUGGCUGCGGAAAGAGGUCAUUACAAACUGUGCCGCCUGCUUGCAACAGUGGGACAUGUGGAUUACUCCGCUAGAAUGUAUUUCUACGCUGGGUACGUCCAAGCGCGUCCCGGGGAGCAGGACGAAGUCUUGCUGUGGCUGAGGACUGCCCUGAAACGCGUGGUGCCCUUGCAGCAAUUGUGUCGCAAAGUUAUUCGACGUCAUGCUGGACACAACCUUUGGGAGAAGGUAGAAGAACUCCCAGUUCCAAGAGCUCUCAAGGAUUACAUUCUUAUGAAGGAUAUUCUUGAUCACAGAAACGAAACUUUUGUAUAG